AUUUAUUUUGUUGACGGUGACGCUUUUUAAUAAAAGUGUGUUUCGUAGUGUCUAACAAGUAUGUUAUUUUCUAAAUUUAUAUAUAACCUUUUAAGGACCUUCUAUACUGCAGAGUUUAACCUGACAUUGCUUGGUUUAACCUGUCAAUGUUUAAAAAUCACAAUAGGCAUUAGGCUUGGGUUAAGAUUAUAAAUAUAUUUUCUAUUAUGUUUUUAGGUAAAUGUAUAUUUCAAAAUUAUGAGCAAGGAACUGUUAUUGAGCAUUUGUGAUGGUAAUAAGAAGAAUGCAGAGAAAGCAAUUGCUUCUUUAAAGUUUAGUAAGGUGAUUGAAAUUUUAUCAGAUCAAAUAAUUGAUGGAACAGAUCAAGCUGUGAUACUUUUGCGAUUUAUUUGUAAAGGUUUGGAAGAAGAUGAAAAGAAGCACCAAAAAAAGAAUAAAAUCGUCAAGAGAGUAUUUCAUUUACUAAAUUCUAAAGAUAUUAUCAACAAGGUGACAUCUGAACUGGUUGGAUAUAUACUUCCUGAGCUUGACGAUAUUUCAACAAAGGAACAAACAGAAUUAAUAGAUUUCAUACUUGACAAAAUCAAAGCUGGAGUUGUUUCUAAUGGAAAAUCGUUGGAGGUUUUUUCAAAAUUAAUCACAUCGUUAUCAUAUCUAACUGCAGUUCCAGUCAAGGAAGAGGGCAUAGAUACUACAAUGAGUGGCUCUGAAUAUAAACAAUCAAUUCUCCAGAAACUUUGUGAUCAAGUAUGGAUUCCAUCAACUGUUAUGCUGCUUGCAACUAUGUUCAGAGAUAUACAAAUGUCUAAUGACGAGUUGAAAAUGGUGAUCAAGAAAACUUUAAACAUGUUCUACGAUGUUCCCUUACAAGAAAUCCCUCCACUUGUGUAUCAAACGCUACUUCUUAGUAGCAAGGGAUAUAAACGAGAAGUGCUUGAUGGUAUUGCGUCAUUCUGCUUUCACAAAGCGAAAGAAAUUGAAGAAAAUGAACAAACAAGCAGCUUGUUAGUGGAUGAUAAUGAACUUCUUAAUUUAAAGUCUGUGGAAGGCACUGUUCUUUUACAUGCUAUAUUUGCUGUGAAACAAGAUCAAGACUUAGGAAAGGAAUUCAUAAAGUACAUCAAGGUGGAAUCCCUCCAUUCUCCAGAGAAGAUAUUGUCGCCUUUUACUCUAGCGUUAGCAUUGGCAAUGACACAGAUACAUCGACUUGAAGAACAACUCUUUGAUUUCCUAAAGUCAUUCAUUUUAAAAUGUUUUAAAGAUGAUGAAAGAGAAAAACAAUCAAAAUGGAUCAGAGAUUUGUUCCCAGCGUCACCAAAAAUUGAAGAAGCCAUACUUAACACUUCACGGAACAGCAAAUUUGGUUGGGAUCAUAUGACGCAAGGUUUAAUCAAUUUAUCAUUUAUCUUAAUUGAAUGUUAUGUUCCGAAAUCUACAGAUCUUUUAACAAAUGAUAUUACACCGCAACAAAGGGCAUGUAAUCUUGGCACGAAAAUGAUUCACCAUGUUUUUACGCACCAAGAAAUUGUUCGUGAGAAUGUUUUGCAACGCCUUCUUGACGCUAUUAUCACAAAGGCUACUCAGAAUGUGCAGCAUUACUUAGAUUUGCUGACAUCUGUGAUAGCAUCUGUCCCACAAAUUGUAAUUGAUUGUUUACAAAAGUUUCGUGAAGUAUUUGAUUAUCUGUCAAUGUUGAACCUUUCAACUGCUGAAGGACUACUGAGAGCUAUUCUACCUCUAAUGAAAGUAAGCAUGUCGAUAAAAGACUCAUUAAUGCUGAUUCUGAGAAAGUCAAUGUUUUCAAAGCAGGUUGAAGCUAGAAAAAUUGCUGUGACUGGCUUCCUGUUGAUUUUGAAGCAUUUUAAAAUUGAUACUGACGGAAGAUCUAUUUGUCUUUCAAGUCAAUUAGCUCUCUCGCAAUCUUUUUCAUGCAGUCAAGUUAAUGUUUCAUCUCAAGCAAGAUAUAACACAGGUGCAAAUGAAGCUUUAUGCAUAGAAAUAAUAAGCAGUCUUAGGAAAUCUUUGACGCAGUCUGCUGAAAUCCGUACACAACUUUAUGAGGGUAUAUAUGAAGUGUCUUGCAAGAAUCCAAAACUCACUUUGGCGAUCUUGGAACUUCUCUUUCAACAGUUUUCUAAAUAUUAUAAAGUAUCAUCUGAUGUUCUUCCACCAAUCAAACUCCAAGAUUGUAUUUCCCAAAAUAACAGCGACGAAGUACAAAUAAUAGAGCCAUUGGCUCAUCUACUUUGCGCUUUGCAACUUUGCACAAAAAAUUGUGGUAAACUGUUAAAUGAGGAGGAAGAGGAGGAAAGGGAUGAGAAUCUCUCUCGCUUGCAUGACAAAAUUGAAAAUAUUCUAUUAUCUCUGAGUGAACGAAUGGUUAAGGCUGAGUUGGAAGAUUUUGAGUUGGGUAAGGGAGCAGAAUACAAUUCCUCAUCUGAAACUGGUCGUAAAAAUAAUUUGCUGGCUCAAAUAGUGCUUUGUAUGUACGAGGUUUUAAUGGAAUAUCACUACAUGAAAUGUGAAAAUAUAAGUAUCGAAUGCGGUGAGGUUAUUUGGAAACUGUUCCAACGUCAUCAAAAAUUGCAAAAUCUUUUAAAAGAAAAAGCAAACUCUGGAAAAAAAGGGAAAUCUUCAGCUUCUAAAUCGUCACCAAAAACAAUGUUCUCUUUUAAAUGUUUGACUUCAAUGAUAUUUGAUAUACUUUGUAACACAGAGCCAGCAGCAGAACCUGGUUUAAAUGUUUUACGACAAUCAGUUGAGCUUGUGAAGUUUCUCACUGCCUCUGCGCACAUUAAACUUGUACAAUUGCUGGAUUCUCGGUACUGCGAUGGUGCUGGUGGAAAGAACUUGGAACACUUGUUUAGACAAUGCCUUAAAUUAUCAAGGUCGUUUCUGCAGCAUAUAAAUGGAGAUUGUGUCCUGUCAGAUGACGUGUUAAAAAGAAACAAGGGUAGGAAACUUGGAAACCUUUGUUUGGAUGGCUUGAAUCAAAUUAUUGGAUUUGUUUGUAACCACCAUCCUGAGCAAUUACAAUCUCUACUUGAAAGUUUAGACUUCACUCCUGAUAUUGUAACACAAAACGAUGUCAUCACAGAAGGAAGUCUGGUUUUUCGUGUAAUUAGACGUCUUCAGAGAUUAUCAUUAAAAAUAAUGGCUUCACCAGAUGAAGAUCUAGGAAUGCGCGAAGCACAAGUGAUAUUGUCUAUGUUAGCUUACUUGAUACCCCAUCUCACUUUGCAAACCGAGAUGCAACCGGUUUAUUUGUGGUUUCAUCGUUUGGCUGCCGAGCAAACUAUUGACGACGUCUUAUUGACGAAAACGAUUGUCGCAAAGCUGCUCUCCUUACAUUACCGAUGCAAAUCAAACAAUACUGCUAUAUCAAAAUUAGCACAAGAUAUUCACAGUCAAGUUGGCGAUAUUGAUGAGGAUAUCGAAGUCGAGAAUCGUGGUCAUUUUAAGAUUGUUACAGAAAAGACUGCUACACCCACUAUUUUUUAUUUGCUUCUACAACAUAUGGAAAAAGUUCUUGAUGAAGUAGACUGGGCCCUAGGGAAAUUGAAGAGUCUUCCUUAUUCUGAAAGCACUGAUUCAAACGAAAGCGUGGAUAAUCGAGAAAACUACGAAACUAACAUCUCUCAACUACUGAUUGGUGUUGUGUUAUCGUUACAUGAACUCACACAGUCUGCAUUCCCACUAGGAAUUUGUGCUGACAUCAUCACAAAAGUUGUUACAAAACUUUACACAACGCUAGGCAAUUUUACAAAAUAUCUAUUAUCGUUGUACACACAAAAAAAAGGGAAUGUUGUACCGAAAUUCGAAAGACUAGUGAAACUAACAGGCAGCCAUCUUGCUCAACAAGUAUACGCCAUGAUCACUUUUAUGCAGUCAAUCCAAUCGCAAGCUUUGCAAGAUCAAACAAUGAAUGGUAAGAAUAAAGCAAAGGACAGAAAGAAGGCUAAUAUUGCUGGAAAGAAUCGAGCACUAAAAGAAUCACGUUCCAUUCCAAAUUUGAUUUAUUCCAUUGAACAGUUUGAAAGAUACUUGAUUCAACUUUCGAAGAAAUCCAAGAUCGACUUCAUGGAAAACAUCAAACGUAGCACAUCACGCGACUUUCGAAUUAACACAGCAUCUUUAGAGGCUGCAUUGCAUGAACUAUCUGACGACGAAAGUGAAAAUGACGAGGCUAGUAUUGAAACUGAAACAUCUGAAGUAUUAGAUUUAACCAAAGAUGAUCCACCACCAUCAAAACGCCCUAAACUAACAUCGGGAAGAAAACCUCUUAUCUCGAAAAAUACAUAAUUUUACUGUAUAUAAGUUUUUAUAAAUGUAAAUUUCAAUGUUUUAUUUUAUUCAAA
Messenger RNA from Hydractinia symbiolongicarpus, 4358 nucleotides. RefSeq names its product Fanconi anemia group I protein-like. The record is from RefSeq and is a predicted model, not a curated record. Gene Ontology annotation, biological process: DNA repair. The transcript is spliced from 49 exons. Bases 238 to 4302 code for a protein of 1354 amino acids. NCBI's taxonomy places the organism in Eukaryota, Metazoa, Cnidaria, Hydrozoa, Anthoathecata, Hydractiniidae. Gene Ontology annotation, molecular function: DNA polymerase binding.